AUGAGUUCAUCAACGGACGAUAGAUAUAGCUCCUUCGGUGAUAGUACAUGUGGAGAACCUAUGCAAGGCCAGCGCAUUGUUAUAGACUUUACUCCAGUAGAAGAUUUGGACAACGACCUUGUUCAAAGGAAAUGCUGCGCUGUUUGGGAGUACAUUAAUACCCAUUUUGAACUUCAGGUCAAAAGUUUAAAAGAAAACGUAGCAACAUUUCCAAAUAAAGGAACCGAGCCGAGUGAUUAG
Messenger RNA from Parnassius mnemosyne (clouded apollo), 240 nucleotides. Lineage: Eukaryota; Metazoa; Arthropoda; Insecta; Lepidoptera; Papilionidae. The record is from the annotation of a GenBank genome assembly.